Molecule: messenger RNA, 4042 nt
Organism: Esox lucius (northern pike)
Lineage: Eukaryota; Metazoa; Chordata; Actinopteri; Esociformes; Esocidae
Product: lysosome membrane protein 2
Exons: 12
Coding region: 428-1945 (505 amino acids)
Biological process (GO): protein targeting to lysosome; receptor-mediated endocytosis
Cellular component (GO): membrane; cytoplasm; lysosome
Molecular function (GO): scavenger receptor activity
Source: RefSeq, a predicted model, not a curated record
GACAUGCCUCAAAGAGUUUUAGCUACUGGGUUACACCUUUACCACCCCGGAUUGCAUGCAACCUUGUUCAUUAUUAACGGAAUAUACGAUUAAAUAGCGUCCCGUUUUUCCAAAGCAUUAAACUAAAAAGAAUAAAUAAGAGAUUACCGUUACUAGGCUGCUAGGAUUUAUUCAAUCGGUAGCGAUUACAGUAAUCAAGUUUUAGUUUGACUUUAUCAGAAAACUGAAGAUUUUCCCGUACGAAAAGUAACGGAUGAAAACGUACAUUAAAAAGUUUGUUAAAAGUAGUUUUUCAUGCAUUGUGGAGUGAAUCGUCUUGAAGCUAAAUGUGAAGCAGGCUCUGUAGCCACAUUUCAACUGCAUACAUCGUCUGCUUCUACGCGGUAUUUCAACUGUUGGACAUUGUUUUCCUGGAGGUGCCUGCACCAUGACGCGAAGAUCUUGUGCUAUUUAUGGAGUCGGAAUUGUCUGCGCUCAUCUGCUGAUAAUCGGGAUUGGCUUGGUUGUGGCCCAAGUAUUUCAAACGUUAAUCCAUAAUCGGUUAAAAAAGGAAAUUACUCUGACUGAGGGUAGCCGUGUGUUUGAGACAUGGAAGAACCCCCCUCCUCCUGUCUUCAUGCAGUUCUUCUUCUUUAACAUCAGCAACCCGGAUGAGUUCCUUGAUGGAAGCAAGCCUGUUGUCUCUCAGGUCGGCCCUUACACAUACAGAGAGUACAGGCCCAAGGAAAAUGUGAGCUUUGUAGAGAAUGGGACCAAGGUCUCUGCCUACCAACCCAAGACCUUUGUCUUUCUGCCGGAUCGGUCAGUUGGUGAUCCUGACAUGGACAUGAUCACAACCAUCAAUAUCCCAGCAGUGGCUGUGAUGAACAAGGUGAAGGAUAGCUUCUGGAGGAGUUCCAUGUUAUCCAUUUUGAUGAAUUCCAUGAAGGUGGGAAUCAUCAUGACACACUCAGUCAACGAGCUUCUGUGGGGCUUCAAGGACCCUCUGCUGUCCCACAUCCACCUUACCAACCCUGACAUUGAUGAGUACUUUGGCCUCAUGUAUAAAAAAAAUGGAAGCAAUGAUGGUGAAUUUGUUUUCCAUACCGGGGAGGCAGACUACAUGGACUAUGGCAGGAUAGCCACAUUUAGAGGAGAAAGCAAGCUGAGUCUGUGGAAGUCUGAGCAAAGUAACAUGAUUAACGGUACUGACGGCAGUACUUUCCACCCUCUGCUGUCCAAAAAUGAGAGACUUUACAUCUUCAGUCCUGACCUGUGCAGGUCCAUCUUCAUGGAGUUUGAGAAGGAUGUGGAGGUGAAGGGGCUCCCGGCAUAUCGUUUUACCCCUCCUCGUGAUGUGCUGGCAAGCAAGGAUGAGAAUCCAGACAACGAAGGCUUCUGUGUCUCCCCAAAGGAGUGCUUGGGUACCGGAUUACUCAAAGUCAGCAUGUGCAGAAAAGGUGCUCCUGUGGUUGCUUCCUUUCCUCAUUUCUACCUGGGAGACAAGAAGUACUCUAAUGCCAUUGAAGGAUUAAAUCCUGUGCGAGAACACCACCAGACCUACCUGGACCUGAACCCGACCACUGGUGUUCCUGUUCGUGCCAGUAAAAGGGCCCAGGUCAACAUCAUUAUCAACAGAAUCCCUGGCUUCCCGAAAACCAAAUUCCUGAAUGAGACCAUCUUUCCUGUCAUGUUUAUCAAUGAGACAGUUGUGAUUGAUGACGUGUCGGCUGCAAAGCUUCAUAAGCUUUUGCUGAUGGUGACAUUGGUUUCCAACUUUCCUCUCAUCAUUGUUGGUCUGGGGGCCGUCCUGUUGCUUGUCUUCAUUGGCCUUAUCAUCCGUGAACGCAAAGAGAAGAUGACAACAAAGGAGAAAACCUCUUAUUCUCCUGUGUGCAACAAGGAGAGUGAUGAAAAAAAUUGCGACACCUACGUUGGCAUGACUCCCAUUAUUGAGAAAUCUUGAGGGAUUUGAAUGUAUUUCUUUGGGAUUCACAGAACUACUUUUUGUGAGUUGGUGUUCAGAGCUGGAUUGUUGUUAGUGAUCAAUGUGACUCUAGUUUAACUAUUAUUUUAAAAUGUCCUCAUUGUUUGUUUGCUUCUGAUCUGCCCUGAAGGAUGAAAUGUGUGUUCAGGGAAGUAGACACGAUUUUUUCAUAUCUUCACUCAAAAAAACAAUUAGUAAUAUAUGCUGGGUAAGUGUUAUGUUAAGUUUAGGUUAAGAGUAGGGGUUAUGGUUAGGAUUUUGGAUAUGAAUGGCUUCUCUAGUCAGUUUUAAAUGCAAGAUCUGCCCUCUUCCUAUUUAAAAUUAUAGUUAAGCAAUCUGAUUUAUUUCUUCCAACAAAAAAAAGUAAACUUUACAAAAACCUGUGAUACUGUGUUCAGUUGAUUAGCUGAACUGCCUAGUUAUAACUGGGGUUUGAAAAAAUAUAUAUAUAUAUAGAAUGGUAUCUCUAUAAGAACAGAACAAUGCAUAAAAACAACCCACCUGAUACCAGUUAUGAAUUUAAAAUCUUAUUGUAAUAAUGUAAACAAGGAUGCUGUAAGAACAACGUAUCGUUUCGAAUGUCCUUUAUUGGUCCCUGUGAAUUUCAAUAGACUGAAUGGAUGAACAUAAUACAAUAGAGGGCUAGGCAAACCUUUCACUGUAUUGCAUGAUUAUAAUUGGGAAGGUGAAGAACUAUGUUUUGGAGUCCAGCUGAACAAUAUGAUUCAGUUUCCAUAUUGAGCAAGAUCCUCAUGCUUAGUGGUUAACAAUAGAGAAUUGACAUUGAAAUAGCCUUUUAGGUCAUUACCUGGCUUAAUCUUUGUGCAGGAAAACGUCCCUAGUUCAUGUCCCUACUUCAACAUAAGCUAUUUGCAAAUUAAUUCAGGUAUUAUUCCAUUCUCAGGGGAAGUGUGCUGGGAACUACUUACCUGGUGCGUUAUGUGAUGGGUUGAUAAUUAUUAUUAUUAAGAGUAAAAGAAGGUCAUGGAAGUGGUAAAAUGCUCUACUGAGCACAAAGGCCACACUGUUAAUAAAUUCAUACUAUACAUUUAUAUUCUAGUUAAUUGUAAAUUUUUUACAGCCCAUCAGUUUCUCGUAUAAUAAUGGAUUUUAAAACUUAGUUCAAUAUGUUUAAAUUUGUCCAUUCAUUUAACUACAAUAUUUUUAACAUGUUUUUUAUAGAAAAUAUCUUUAUUAUUACAUAGGCCACCAUCAUUAUGACAUUGUGGUGAAAUGGUUGUAAGUGAGCAUUUCUAAAUGUUACAUAUCUGACAUUUCAAGUUUGACUUAAUUGCUUAGGUGAGUGUGGUGUCUAAAAGGUGUCAACAUGCUACAGUCUUCAUUUCUGCAUUGCACAAAACAACACCAUGGUGUAGACUGAAUCAUUGUAAGAUGCUUUAGAAUGUUCUCAGUUUGCCAUAUAUUGUGGGGUAAUAAUUUUUUCAAAUGAUCCCUUUUAAAAGUAUAGAAUGGAGGCUAAUUUAUGAACAUGUGUAACUGAAGUAAAAGUCCCCCAGAAUGUUUGAUUGUAUUUUAGUUUUGCCUACAGAAAAGUGUGUCCUAAUUUCCACUUCUAUCAUACAGAAAGUCAGUGAGUCUGUCACACUCUGACUUUGUCAGUGAGGGUUUUAAGCAUUGUUUUGGCACUCUUGCCCAAACUGGGGUUUUGACAUUGUAAUGCAUUUACACAGAAUUAGUCAUUAGACUACAAUUUAAAAACAUCUGUGCUGUAACAUGACACUACAACAUUCUAUGGUGAUUUUGUUAGCGCCUUAUUACAAUUACAUGCAGUGCCUCACAUCAGAUCAGUGUGAUGAUUCCACCUUGCAUACUGAAGGGCAAGCAUUAUGGAGGAGUGAUGCCGUCUGAUGCAUUGCAUGGAGAAUAUUUAAAUAAUGCUAUCUAACUGAAAUUAGCAAUAUUCAGAUCUAAAAGCUGGCUUAAUUCAAUACAAGGUUCUACUAUACAUUAACUCUGCAAUACAAUUGCUUCUGAUAUGACCAUAACCCAUAAGUAUUGUUUUGAUUGUUGUCAAAACUAUCUUCUUGUAAUUGUGGAUAUUUUGCAGUGAUGUUA